This is a messenger RNA of Bactrocera oleae (olive fruit fly), 861 nucleotides long. The record is from RefSeq and is a predicted model, not a curated record. NCBI's taxonomy places the organism in Eukaryota, Metazoa, Arthropoda, Insecta, Diptera, Tephritidae.
AUGCCCAUUUCAAAUUUGAUUGUUCCGAUUAACGCAACACUGCAACGCCAACGCAACGGUGGAGGAGGAGGAGGCGGGCAUGUAUUAGCUACCGCCCACACCACCACCACGACAACGGAGGCGCCGCAGCAGCCGCGGGAAAAAACACAAUUACCGAGUGCAACAACAACAACAGUCACUACUAUUGCAGCAAGCGCAGCCGACAUAACAGCAACAGCAGACACAUGUGUUGGCAAGCGACAGGAACAACAACAAACACAACAACAACAGCAGCAAUAUCACACACAACGCCAUUUAGCGUUAUUAGUGCGCAGUAGCAGCAGAUUUGCUGCCACAGUCGCCGCCGCCAUUUUUGCUGCUGCCAGCGUAGCGUGCGCUGGCAUUUUGGCGGGCGCCACUCCCACACCCGCCAACGCCGCUGCCGCCACAGUUUCAACCGCAACCGCAACCACAACCGCUUCAUCCUCAUCGGCCAAAUCAACCUCCUCACAUGACAGUACAAAUGAUCGUAUCGGUGUGAGCGCGGCAAUUGCGGCCAAUACAAUAAGUAGCAGCAACAGCGGCGGCGUCGCAAACGCAAUUUCUACGCAGCAGAGUAUAGUUGCUGCUGCUGAAUUUUAUAUAAUACAGCGGACAGGCAUAUCGCGUAAAGCAACUACUUCCUCUACGUAUACAUACGCGUCAUGUGACAAAUCGAACGCUAGUCGAACUCGUAAUAGAAAAAAGUUCCGUGUACGCGAUCGCGAUCGCGCACGUUUUCGUUGGCGUUCGGCGUGCGCCAGUAGCAUUAAUAGCGUUCGUAGUAGCUGUGUUAGUAAGCGUGUUAAUGAGUUGAGUGUUGCUGGUGGCAACGAAGAGUAA